AUGUCAGACGCUGAAGUCGCCGUCGCUACCGCCAGCUAAACUAAAAAGGCACCAAAGAAGAAAGCACCAGCAAAGCCGAAGAAGGCAGCAAGUCUCCCUCAAUACUUGGACAUGAUCAAGAAAGGCAUCACUGUUCUGAAGGAUCGUGGUGGUUCUUCUCGCCGGGCUCUCUUGAAGUACAUCUUGACCAACUACAAAGAUGACGCUAAUGCCGCCAAAGUUAAUCUGAAGCUGGCUCUCCGUGCUGGUGUCAAGAACGGAACUCUGAAGCAGUCCAAAGGAACCGGUUCCUCCGGAUCAUUCAGAAUCGGAGACAACGCUGAGAAGACAAAGGCAAAGAAAGCUGCCAAACCCAAGACUGCCGGAGCUAAGCCCAAGGCCAAGAAAGUAGAGAUGCACCAGGUGUUCCCACGUAAAUCAGAUAUCUUCAUUGACGGAACAGAGGAUAAAUCGGAACACAUGUACGAACCCAAAAUAAAAUAAAUAUAGUUG
Messenger RNA from Haliotis rubra (blacklip abalone), 492 nucleotides. RefSeq names its product histone H1-delta-like. Gene Ontology annotation, cellular component: nucleus; nucleosome. The record is from RefSeq and is a predicted model, not a curated record. The transcript is spliced from 2 exons. NCBI's taxonomy places the organism in Eukaryota, Metazoa, Mollusca, Gastropoda, Lepetellida, Haliotidae. Gene Ontology annotation, biological process: nucleosome assembly; negative regulation of DNA recombination; chromosome condensation. Gene Ontology annotation, molecular function: nucleosomal DNA binding; structural constituent of chromatin; double-stranded DNA binding.